Vitis riparia (riverbank grape) is the source of this 1543-nucleotide messenger RNA. Its product is annotated as nuclear transcription factor Y subunit A-1-like. The transcript has 6 exons. The coding region runs from base 135 to 1172 and encodes 345 amino acids. Gene Ontology annotation, biological process: regulation of transcription by RNA polymerase II. The record is from RefSeq and is a predicted model, not a curated record. Gene Ontology annotation, molecular function: RNA polymerase II cis-regulatory region sequence-specific DNA binding; DNA-binding transcription factor activity, RNA polymerase II-specific. Lineage: Eukaryota; Viridiplantae; Streptophyta; Magnoliopsida; Vitales; Vitaceae.
CUAUUUGCUGUCACUGUUGCACUCAAUUGGGAAUUUGCAAUUGACUUGCAAAUUCUUCUCUCCAUUCUUCGGGGUUUUUCCUCUCCAAUUGGGUGCAGCAUUAAAAGAUUGAUUGUUGUGAAGGAAUUUGAAGCAUGCAGUCAAAUUCCAAAGGUCCAAAUCAAAUAGGACCCCCACAUACAGCUCCACCUUCCUCUGUUUAUUCUGAACCUUGGUGGCGUGGUGUUGGGUAUAACCCCAUUUCCACAACUAUGACAGGGGGGAAUACAAACAAUUCUCCUUCAUCUGAAUGUCCAAAUGGUGGUUCAGAAUCCAAUGAUGGUCAGUCACAUUCUAAUGGUGGACUGAAUGAGGAAGAUGAUGAUAGUAUCAAAGAAUCACAAGCUACUGCAUCCUCACAAUCAAAUGGGAACUAUGGACAAGAACAUCAGAAUUUGCAGCAUAUUGCACCCAAUAUACAGAUAGGAAGUUCUGAAUGCCUCACACAGCCUCCACAGCUUGAACUUGUUGGUCACUCAAUUGCUUGUGCGUCAAAUCCAUAUCAGGAUCCAUAUUAUGGGGGGAUGAUGACAGCUUAUGGACCUCAGCCUUUGGUUCAUCCUCAUUUACUUGGAAUGCAUCAAGCUAGAAUGCCUUUACCCCUUGAGAUGACACAAGAUCCUGUUUAUGUUAAUCCAAAGCAGUACCAUGGGAUUUUGAGGCGAAGACAGUCCCGUGCCAAAGCGGAACUUGAAAAAAAGUUGAUAAAAGUCCGAAAGCCAUAUCUGCACGAAUCCAGACACCAGCACGCCCUUAGAAGGGCAAGGAGUAGUGGAGGCCGUUUUGCAAAAAAGAAUGCAGCUGAAGCUUCUAAACACGCUUCUGAAGAAAAGGUCACAGCUUUAGGCUCAGCCCCUUCACCACAAUCUGUCAGUUCAUCGGGUUCAGAGCGGUUGCCGUCUGACUCUACUGAAACCUGGAAUUCCUCCAGUAGACAGCAAGAAGCAAGAGGGCCCCAAGCACAUGACACCCAUGAACCACCCAAAUAUAAAAAUGGCAGCGGCUACUACCAAAGUCCUGGUGACUCACAGACAACAAAUCAUUCACACACUAGUGAGAGAGGGGAGGAAGACCAGCAAUGGAAAAGCUUCUCUGCUGACCAGGGUUCUCAGAGGCCCCAUGCCUUCCAGUGAGCCCCCUGGGAAGCCCUUGGUCAUCUGGUUUUUAUCCAAGGCAAAUGAAAAUAUUCUCGGCUUUUGUUUGCUGGGCGGCAAAUCAUUCUUGGCUUUGCUUUUGUGCCUGCAGUGAGGGGGAAAAGAGGUUACAAGGAAAUGAGUUGAUGGGCAUUGUAGCUUAUUUUGAUAUCUGAUAGAACUUCACUCCAUUCUUCCCAUAAUACUGUCUUCUGUACAAAAAAAGGUGGACGAACUCAAGUAGGAUAAGUAGGAACAAUCAAUCUGUAGGGACAUUCUAAGCAAUCAGACAUCAUUCUGUUGAUCCAUAUGAAGACCCACAUCUUUAACAAAGGCUUGGUUUCGGUCUGUCACCUAUGCUGGUUAGACUG